AAUAAUAAAGAAGUUGGAAUGUGGAAGCGAUGUUUGGAAUAAUAGAAAUCGGAAAUGGAUUGAUUGUUUAGUGUUUAUAUGAAGAAAUCGUUAAUUGCUAAAAACGCUCGGUCGCUCGCUCUUGAUUAAAUGCUAUCUGAAAAUAUUAAUUUUAAAAUUUAUUAUUUAAUUAAAUAUGAAUUAAAUAAAAGGAACACUCGCAUUUUCGCUCUCUCUUUUUUCUCAGUAUCUUGGCUUUCUCAAGAGGGAAGUGUUCCGCCGGAGGAGAAUCUCCUGCUCCAUCGUCUAUCUACGGGUUUGAUCGUUCUCCAUUUUCUUUGGUUAUAUCGGCAGAUAAUAUGAUGCUUUGUUUGAUUUUUCAUUCAAGAAGAGUGAAAUCAUUUGAUUUUUUCAAUUCUAAUUUCUAAAAAGUUGAAAAAUCCUAGUUUGGAUUGCUUCUCCAGAGCUUAAAUGUUUGGCAACAAGGUUUUUAUAACAUACAAGCGAAAGCGGCUGGCAGGAAAUGGUAUUUCCCAAGGUGAUGGGUGCUAUAAAUCACUCUCUAUGGAUUCAAAUGAGGCUUCUUUAACCAAUCCACACUUACGCGAAGAAUUGAUUGAUAUGCACAUGGCAGACAAUCAGAAAGAGAAUUCUACACAUAUUUCUCGAGGGAGAAGGUUAUGUUGCAGACGUAUCAAGCAACAAGAUCCUUCGGCAUCUCAGUCAAUACGAAAAUCAAGCAGACUUAAGGCAAAGCUACACAAAGAAGGAUCUGAUAUUAGACAAAUGACAAUUAAUUCUCAUAAAUUUCUAAUGAGCAGUUCUCUUGGGGAUAUAUCAGAAAGGGAAAAAGAUGGACUGUCUUCUACAGAUAAUUUGUUGGAGAACAAGUCAAUAUUGAUUAUUCCAAAUGCUAAUGUUGACUCUUCAGGCAAUGAUGAUUGUUCCAUAGGUAAAUUGGUUUCUUCCUCAGCGGGAAUUGCUACUAAUAUGACCACGGAUAAUGUCGGGCUAAAAUCAUCAUCUUUUGAACAAAGAAGCAUAUUAGAAUGCGAUGAUAUCUCAUCUAGGUCAAAAACAUCAAGCUUAGAGAAAACUGAAUUACUGGUUGAAGAUAAGUUCAAAAUUUUAUGUAGUGAUUCAGUUAGAGAAACAAAGUUGACAUUUCCUUUGGUCACAAGUUUACAUAGUGAUUCUGCUGAGGAAAUCAAGUUGAAAUGUCCUUUAAUUACUUUCAGUCGACGAUGUAGAAAAAGAAAGGUUAUGGAUGUGGCUGAUUCACAAAGAAAAUUGCUGCUCGGAAAUAAUUCAUUAGAUACCCAACAGAGUAUUUCUCCAUGUGGUAAGACAUCGUCAUGUGCAGCAAUGCAUAAAAGCUGCUCUGUAGAUCAUGCAACAGAUUUAAAUCCAGUAGAGAAGGUUCAAGAUACAAGCCUGAUGUUUCAUCAAGUUAAAAAUGAAAAAACAGAUGGUGAAUCUAUUGCUGAUGCUGGACCUGUUCGGGAGCCUAAAAUUGUGAUUAUUGAGGGAGAACAACCGUGUGAUGGGAAUACUGUUUCUGAUGAUGUCUUACAUGUAGCUGAACAAGUCCUUGACCCGAGUGCUUCUGUAGUGGCUGAUGUCCAGGAAGAUCUACCUAUGGAUUCUUUAGAAAUCUCUUUAAAUAGUGCUACUGCUAUAAAAGGCUCCUCUGCUGAAUAUGCAAUUGCUGGUGAACAACCAGAAAAAAGCCAUGCAUGUGUUGGACAGGAAUCUCACCAUGCUUGUGUUGGACAGGAAUCUCAGGCUAUCUCAAGUGAUGGCGUCAAGGCUACAAUAGAAGGAUCAGUUCCAUUUGUCGAUCUGUCGGUUGCUUCUACUGUAGAUUCAAGGGGUACUCAGGCCUGUAAAGUUGACUUGGAUUUAAAUUCCCAAAACCUUUCUGUUCAAGCUGGGUCAGAAACUCCUUGGGACUCAAUGGAACCUAUUAGCAGAAGUCAUUCCACUUGUUCCCAUGAACUGUCUCAUCCAGAAAUAUUGGAUGUUAGAAAUGAGCGUAAAGGGAAGUCUAUUUCAACCCACCCGUCACAGUUAGAAAGAGAUGCAAGUGCAUUUGUGGAAGAAGCUAGCGUCAAUGGUAAUGAUAAAGAAAAAGCUUCUCUUUCCAUGGACUUCAUGUCGGAAAAGAAGUGCCUGCAGCUAUUCUCAGAUGAAAUGACAAAUGACAGUUUACAAUUUGUAAUGAAGCAACCAGAGGUGACUGCUUUUACAGUUUUGGAAGAAAGAAAAACUCAUCAGUUGGGCAAUGAAAAUGACAAGCUCAAACAAGGGUCUCCACCGCAUUUAGACCUGUCCUUGCCAACAAAGCCUAAACUGACAAGAUUUGCCUCCAAUGAUUGCCCCACUAGAUUUCCCUUGAACUCUUUCUGCCAAACUAGAGAAUGUUUCCAUGAUGCAGUGCCUCAAGCUUCGUCAAGCCAAUUGUCAUCAUUUACAAGACAAAAGCUGAUGCUUGACAGCAUUUUAAACCGAGGAAGAGUUCUGAAUGAAAGAGAAAGCUUUCAAGACAGGUUCAAGCCUUACAUUAAUGCAUGGACAGAAGAAGAGUUAGAUUUUUUAUGGAUUGGUGUCAGAAGACAUGGAAGGGACAACUGGGAUGCUAUGCUGAGGGACCCAAAAUUGCACUUUUCAUCUUGGAGGGUGCCAAGAGACCUGGCUGAGCGUUGGGAAGAGGAACAAUCUAGACUUUUGAAGGGAACAUUUGCCCUGCAGUAUUAUUCAAAAGCACAAGGUAUGUCUUUGGACCUUGACAGGAGCUCCUUGGGUCUGAAGUCGGGAAGUUGGAGGGAGAACAUGAUGGAUGAAACUCAACUUUCACUUGGAGAUGUAUAUGCUCAUAGAGGAGGUAAGAUCUCACGGAGGUCGCGUAAAAAAUCUUCUUAUGGCUGGAACAGUGGAGCUGAAUAUCUUCAGGGGCCCAUUGGUUAUCCAUGUAGAAAUCCUUCUAUUGAUAAUCAAGUUGGAAAAUAUGAAAGGGAGCCAUUUAACUAUUUAAGUAGCAAGAUUGCACCUCAAAAUAAUCCUUUAGCAACUGAUGGUCCUGCAACCGUAAUGGCAGCAAAGGGCAAUUUGCCUCAUUGGCUCAGAGAAGCAGUGUUUACUUCUGCAUGGCAAGCUGGGCCAAAUCUGCAAUCAGCGGUUUCCUCCAUCCCUCAUUCACAAACAUUAUAUCCUGGCUAUCCCUAUUUAGACCCUUUUGAUUUACACCAUGGACCAAGAAAUGAAAUGCACCAUGCAUUUGGUGGUUUGAGUGCAGAGGAUACACAUCCAUCUGGUAGAGCUUAUCGUUACAACAACUCAUUGAGAAUGAGACAUGGAAAAGCUGAACUGCAAAAGGCUUCUUCAACAGCUGGUAAGCUAGAUGAUGUGAUCGUUAUAAACAGUGAUGCAUCUUCGGAAGAGACUAUAUCUGAUGAUCAUAGUGGUAGGCCUUAGAAGCAGCUUUCUUAGGUAGAACUCUUCUAGAUUGUCAGACUUGUAGAGAGGUGUUAUAUUUAUAUCAUGUAAAAUUUUGUAGUCAACAAUUUGUGAAUACGGAGAAUGAUUUGUACUUGAUACUAUGAUUUAUGAGUCAAUUUGGUUGAAGUUCGGAAUGAACUACUAAAACCAUUGAAUGUGUAUGAGAUCAGAGUUUCCA
Messenger RNA from Ziziphus jujuba (common jujube), 3655 nucleotides. RefSeq lists its product as uncharacterized. The transcript is spliced from 7 exons. NCBI's taxonomy places the organism in Eukaryota, Viridiplantae, Streptophyta, Magnoliopsida, Rosales, Rhamnaceae. The record is from RefSeq and is a predicted model, not a curated record. Bases 451 to 3453 code for a protein of 1000 amino acids.